Messenger RNA from Propithecus coquereli (Coquerel's sifaka), 336 nucleotides. It is a transcript of the gene PRM3, whose product is annotated as protamine 3. The transcript has a single exon. The record is from RefSeq and is a predicted model, not a curated record. Gene Ontology annotation, biological process: flagellated sperm motility. Gene Ontology annotation, cellular component: cytoplasm. NCBI's taxonomy places the organism in Eukaryota, Metazoa, Chordata, Mammalia, Primates, Indriidae. The coding region runs from base 1 to 336 and encodes 111 amino acids.
AUGGGUUCCCGCUGUGCCAAGCUCAGCACGGGCCACAGCUCAGGCCACGGCACGGGCCACGGCACAGGCCACAGGAAAGGCCACGAAUCCUCCAUGAAGAAGCUUGUGGCCUGUGUAAGUCAGGAUAACUUCUCCCUGUCAUCAGAGGGUGAGGAAGAUGAGGAGGAGGAGGAGGAAGAAGAGGAGGAGGAGGAGGAGGAGGAGGAAGAGGAGGAGGAAGAGGAGCUCCCGGUUCAGGGCAAGCUGCUACUGAUGGAGCCUGAGCAGCAGGAGGAGACGGCCGAAGACAGCCCCGUGGCCCAGCAGAGCUCUGAGCCCAAGCAGACGCACUCCUGA